AUGUAUCAUUCUCUUCACAGUCUCAUAAUUCCAUCUGUAAUGGAAAUUUAUUCAGAAUAUUGUGUGUUAAUCAUAAUCACUCUGUUUUCUCUUAUUUUCAUCAUCAAAUACUACAAGAAAUCAAAAUCCCAAAAUGGAAAUACAAAAAAAUUCCCUCCUGGAAGAAGAGGCUGGCCAAUUAUUGGUGACAGCUUUAAUUGGUAUAAUGCUGUUGCCAGUUCUCAUCCUCCUUGUUUUGUUGAACAGCAAGUUCAAAAGUAUGGGAAGAUAUUUUCAUGUAGUUUACAUGGAAAAUGGGCUGUGGUAUCAGUGGACCCUGUUUUUAACAAAUUUGUAAUGCAAAAUGAAGGGAAAUUAUUCCAAUCAAGUUAUCCAAAAUCUUUCAGAGAUUUAGUUGGAAAAAAUGGAAUAAUCACAGCACAAGGAGAACAACAGAGGAAACUUCACUCUAUUGCAUCUAAUAUGAUGAGAUUAGAUAAACUUAAGUUUCAUUUUUUGAAUGAUAUACAAAGGGUUAUUCAAGAAACAUUGCAUAAUUUUCAACAUAAUGAGGUUAUUCUACUUCAAGAUGUUUGUAGAAAGCUAGCCAUUAAUUUGAUGGUUAAUCAAUUGCUGGGAGUGUCAAGUGAAUCAGAGGUGAAUGAGAUGGCUCAGUUAUUCUCAGAUUUUGUGGAUGGAUGCCUCUCUGUUCCAAUCAAUAUGCCUGGUUUUGCUUACCAUACUGCUAUGAAGGCAAGAGAGAAUAUUAUAAUCAAGAUAAACAAGAUAAUUGAGACACAUAGAAAGGAAGCAUCCAAUGGGAAUGGUGUGAUUUAUAGAUUGUUGGAGGAAGAAAGCUUACCAGAUGAAGCUGUUGCUGAUUUCAUUAUAAACCUCUUGUUUGCUGGAAAUGAAACCACAGCUAAAACCAUGGCAUUUGCUGUUUACUUCUUGACUCAAUCUCCCAAAGCCAUGAAGCAACUACAGGAUGAGCAAGAGAGCUUUAGAAAUGAGAAAGGUAGCAACUUUGAUAAUGAGGAGAUGCUCUCUUGGCAAGAUUACAAAGCUAUGCCUUUUACUCAAUGUGUAAUAGAUGAAACUCUUAGGCUAGGAGGCAUUGCAAUAUGGUUGAUGAGAGAAGCCACAAACGAUGUCGUAUAUGGAGACUAUGUUAUACCCAAAGGGUGCUUUGUGGUUCCAUUUCUCUCAGCAGUUCAUCUAAAUGAAAAUAUUUACGAUGAACCUAGAAUUUUCAACCCUUGGAGAUGGAUGAAACCUGAAAAUCAGGAAAAAAGAAAUUGGAGAAGUAGCCCAUUUUUUGCCCCAUUUGGAGGAGGUGGACGCUUUUGCCCUGGCGCUGAAUUAUCUCGUCUUCAAAUUGCACUAUUUAUUCAUUACUUCGUCACUACUUAUAGGUGGAAACAAGUAAAGGAAGAUCGUAUGUCAUUUUUUCCAUCUGCUCGUUUGGUCAAUGGCUUUCAGAUACAAUUAACCAGGAAUUAAGCUGCCCCACAUAAUAACUAAUAUGUAUUAUUUCUUUUAUUGAUGUUUCUGAAUUCCAAUUUGCAAUUAAAUCAUGUACUAUUAUACUCUAUUUAUUAGUUUGUUUAUUUUUCAUGUUGUGAUAUAAAAUGUUUUGUACUAAUAAAAAUCUAUU
This is a messenger RNA of Solanum pennellii, 1636 nucleotides long. Its product is annotated as abietadienol/abietadienal oxidase. The transcript has 9 exons. Gene Ontology annotation, biological process: sterol metabolic process; multicellular organism development; brassinosteroid homeostasis. Bases 1 to 1482 code for a protein of 493 amino acids. Lineage: Eukaryota; Viridiplantae; Streptophyta; Magnoliopsida; Solanales; Solanaceae. The record is from RefSeq and is a predicted model, not a curated record. Gene Ontology annotation, molecular function: monooxygenase activity; oxidoreductase activity, acting on paired donors, with incorporation or reduction of molecular oxygen; heme binding.